CGGCGACGAAGCCUCACGUGACUGGCCAGCGCCGACUCGCGCGCCUCCCUCCACCGGCCCACUGGCCGUUGGUCGUCCCUUCUCGGUACCUGUUCCCGGCGGUCCUGCGGGCGUGCGGGCUAGGGGCGGCCCAGGAACCGGGAGGCGGAGCAGGUCUGCGGGUCCAGGCGGCGCACCUGGCAGCGAGGAUCGGGAGGAAGACGAGGAGGAGGAGACUGCCAGGAUAGGCCCAGGAGUAAUGGAGUCCAAAGAGGAACAAGCGGGCCAAAAUCUCAAUGUGGAAAAUGCCCUCCAGGAAAAUGAAGAAAAGGACGAAAAGGAGCAAGACGCUAACAAAGCAGAGCCCUUGGCACUCCCUUUGGAAGCUGGUGAAUACUGUGUGCCUAGAGGAAGCCAUAGGCAACUCCGAGUUAGGCAGCCCAUCCUGCAGUAUAGAUGGGACAUGAUUCAGAGGCUUGGAGAGCCACAGGCAAGGAUGAGAGAAGAGAAUGUAGAAAGGAUUGGGGAGGAGGUGAGACAGCUGAUGGAAAAACUGAGGGGAAAGCAAUUGAGUCAUAGUCUGCGGGCAGUUAGCACUGACCCCCCUCACCAUGACCAUCAUGAUGAGUUUUGCCUUGUGCCAUGAAUUCUGAUGUUAAUAGGUAGACCCCUGCUUCCUAAACUUACGUGUGUAAGGCACCUUUGUUGUAAACCUUUCGAUGCUGCUUGUUUCUGAUGGGUCUCCUAUUACCAGCUUCUGACUGAAUGUCGUGUUUUUGACCCAGUCUGUAAGUUUCUGUCAGCAGGGGAGUUUUACCUAUUGCCUGGAAACAUGCUCAUUAUAUUGUGAAGUUAAUAAAGCAGUUU
Messenger RNA from Trichechus manatus latirostris (Florida manatee), 846 nucleotides. It is a transcript of the gene BEX2, whose product is annotated as brain expressed X-linked 2. Gene Ontology annotation, biological process: signal transduction. The record is from RefSeq and is a predicted model, not a curated record. Gene Ontology annotation, cellular component: cytoplasm; nucleus. Lineage: Eukaryota; Metazoa; Chordata; Mammalia; Sirenia; Trichechidae. The transcript is spliced from 3 exons. Bases 239 to 625 code for a protein of 128 amino acids. Gene Ontology annotation, molecular function: signaling receptor binding.